This is a messenger RNA of Pleuronectes platessa (European plaice), 756 nucleotides long. It is a transcript of the gene nmnat1, whose product is annotated as nicotinamide nucleotide adenylyltransferase 1. Lineage: Eukaryota; Metazoa; Chordata; Actinopteri; Pleuronectiformes; Pleuronectidae. The coding region runs from base 1 to 756 and encodes 251 amino acids. Gene Ontology annotation, molecular function: nicotinamide-nucleotide adenylyltransferase activity; nicotinate-nucleotide adenylyltransferase activity. Gene Ontology annotation, biological process: NAD+ biosynthetic process. The transcript has 4 exons. The record is from RefSeq and is a predicted model, not a curated record.
AUGCACCUGAGGUUGUUUGAACUGGCUCGAGAUCAUCUGGAAGACACAGGUCAGUAUAAGGUCGUGAGUGGGAUCAUCUCUCCUGUGGGCGAUGGCUAUAAGAAGAAGGGUUUGAUUGAGGCCUCCCACCGUCUGGAAAUGGCCAGAUUGGCCACAGAGAACUCAGACUGGAUCACCCUUGGUUCCUGGGAGAGCAUGCAGCCUGAUUGGGUGGAGACGGUCGAGGUGAUUCGGCAUCACCAUGAGAAACUGCUCGAGAAACAGCAGAACUGCGAUGAGACGGACACAGUCAAACUCACCAAAAAAAGACGAAUAGAGAAUCGUUAUGAAGCUUCAUCUCAUCAGAAAAGGAGAGACGGCCCUCAGGUGAUGUUGCUGUGUGGGGCUGACGUCCUGGAGUCCUUUGGGGUCCCCAAUCUGUGGAAGCAGGAUGACAUCGAUGAGAUCGUGGGCCGCUACGGUCUGGUCUGCAUCACUCGCUCUGGCAACGAUCCGCACAAGUUCAUCCACAAGUCGGACGUGCUGUGGAAGCAUCGCAGAAACAUCCACUUGGUCCACGAGUGGGUGACCAACGACAUCUCCGCCACUCACAUGCGUCGGGCGCUUCGUCGAGGUCAGAGCGUCAGGUACCUGUUGCCAGACGCUGUGGUGAGCUACAUUCAACAGAACAACCUCUACAGUGCAGAGAGCGAGCAGAAAAACGCUGAUGUGGUUCUUGCACCGCUUCAGAGAUACUUGGAGGCGUCCUCGAGCUGA